AGUGACUGCGCUGAGGAGAGCAUUGUGCGACGCCAGAUCGGGGGGAUCGAAUGGAAUGAUGAAAGUGCUGAUGCGGCGGAUGCAGUCGGGCUUACGUAGUCGGCGGGGGCGGGGGCCGUUGUACUACUACUACGUCGGUGUAAACAGGAGGAGGCGCGGGCGAUUAAAGAACGAGGCGAAAAUCGCUCUCGCUCUCGGGAAGCCCUCGUGAAGCUGAGGAGUGCUUCGCCCGCUGCCCCAAAGCAGCCUCGCGCGAAUGGAUGGGGUAAUCCGAUCGCAUUACGUGAUUCGGCUGCCUGAGGGACACCGCAACCGCACACUCCAGACUAUAGUGGCUCUGUCUUUCCCCUUUAUACGACGCUCGCCGAUCUCCGCUACGAACAAAAGGGCCUCAAAAGCAGUGCUGGCCCCGCUGCGGCCGAAAUCUGCGCGAAUAUGGGCCUCCGGCCGGGGGCUGGGGGCCGGGGGCUGGGAGGCGAAGCCCGUGCGGUCCACCAGCCCCUCGCUGGGUGGGAGUCGUCUCCGGCAGCUGUGGCUUCUUCUUGCGGGACAAGUUGCAGAAGCGGACUCGCUCUCAGACGAGGAGGACGAGGACGAUCAGGAGCGUUCAGGAGGUUCGAUCCCCCACCCGCACCCCCUCUCCCUCCCGGGGCUGGCGCUGCCCCCCAGGAUGCCAGAUCCGAGAGUGGAAGAAGAUCGAAGGUCCGCGCUCAGGCCGAGGGGCUGGGGCUGGGGCUGGGGGGAUACCCCCGUUUUCUUUCCUUUUCGGUCAGUGGCUGGAGAAGCCUCCGGCGAUGUGGUACUGUUGGGUAGCGGUCGAGGGCCCCGCAGCAAAUCUUGGUGUGAAGAUGUUCGGAAGCAAGUGUCAUGGAUUUUUGAUACAUUUGAUUGUUUCCAUGCUCGGCUGCGAAGCCGCGACCAGCCGGCUGGCUCGCUCGCUCGCCGGCUGCCAGGCAGGCAGGCAGGCAGCGGCAGCAGGUGCAGCAGCAGCAGGCGAAGAAGAAUAUGUACGAGGCCCCUGUGGGGAGGGGAGCCCGCGUACGAAACAGCAUAUGACCUCCUGGAGAGCGCACUUAACUUGCCUAACUUCCUCUUCCUUGAGGCGAUUGAUUAUCUAGUUGCACUCGCUAGCGGAUUAUGAUAACCUUCACUCCACAGAUCAUGCCUUUAUUCCGAGGAUGUGACCUGCACCCGUGUUCAAGUUGGAUCACUUUGGGUAGGGCAUCUGCAAUCCGGAUAGGUGCCAGUCGAUUCUUACGCAUGAUUCAAUUUGUGUGUGGAU
Marchantia polymorpha subsp. ruderalis is the source of this 1282-nucleotide messenger RNA. The record is from the annotation of a GenBank genome assembly. NCBI's taxonomy places the organism in Eukaryota, Viridiplantae, Streptophyta, Marchantiopsida, Marchantiales, Marchantiaceae.